Messenger RNA from Suillus bovinus, 255 nucleotides. RefSeq lists its product as uncharacterized. The record is from RefSeq and is a predicted model, not a curated record. The annotation marks the transcript as partial. NCBI's taxonomy places the organism in Eukaryota, Fungi, Basidiomycota, Agaricomycetes, Boletales, Suillaceae. The transcript has 2 exons.
CCACGCUUCGCCUUCGCACGCGUAAAGGGCGAUAUAUGUCUGGUCCAAUUGCACCCACUCCAAUCAGAGACAUCUUUAGGGAUGAUCGUUUUUCGACACGAAUUCGUGUCCAUCUUUCGGUAUUCCCAUGACCUGCGCGUUUCCCCCGAGGACAUUCGUGUUCUCGAACUUCUUGACGAAGACCGCAUACGCUACGAGGAAGACAACGGCACCGUCUUCCUAGCAAAGGACCUUAUGGCUCAACUUCGAAGGAUG